GACCUAUGAUUCUUUGGCAUGAUCCUUCGGAAAGUUCUUAAGCGGCGAUGGAGCAAUCUUGAUUUAAACUGUGGAAGAAGACUGACUUGUAUUUUUUCAUGCUGACAAAAAAUAGCUGCUAUGACUUUUCCGGCGACGUGGACAGGGGCCAAGUGAAGCUGAGCUGGUCAUGGUCUGUCGUCCAGUGUUCCCUUGUCGUCGGCGAUUUUGCCCGCGGCCCUUUUUGGUGGGCUUGGUGGUGGCCAUCUGUCUCUUCUACCAGACCCUGACACUCCGAGGGACGAGGAAGCUCACAGCCCCUGUCCCUGGGGCUGCCCCAAACACACCCACCGAGACCCAAGCAAGCAAAUGCAAGAAAGGAGCCUUCCUGGACAAACAGUGCUUCCUUCUCUCCGGCAAUGCACAGAAAAUCAGAGAGGUCGAGAAAUCACUAAUGACACACUUUGGGAGCCAUGACAGAAGGGCCGUCCUCUACCGGCCUCCUUCCUACAGCAAAACGGAGUUUCGUCUCCUUCAGCAAGUUCUCACUCAGCAUCGCUACUCAUUCGUCAUCGCUGAAGAAAGGCUCGGUGCUGGCCUUGAGCUGGGGCUGCUAGAAAAAGGUGAUUUGGGCUCUUGGGAUCUGCUCAUUUGCCUGUCUUCCAGGAAAGCUGGUGGAAAACCUUGUAUAUCCAAGGAAGACAUGUGCCAGUUAGGUUUACAUCAAAAGGUAAACAUAUUACCAGAAAUACAGCAUCAGCUCUGCAGUAAAGAAGGAUUAUGUCAAAUAAUUAGAAGAUUUCCAGAAUUGCGACUUGUGGUGAGCCCCUCUGUGUGUCUGGAUCAGAACCUAAAGUUAAAACUGAGCACUUCGAGUGACCCUUUAAAAACAGUGAAGCCACACAUGUGGAAACCGUGGGACUGGCAACGUGGACAGUUGAAUCAAACAACAGCCCUUGCUCCACGUGAAACAAUCUUUAGAGCCGAAGAACUAUCUGUGAUUCUUAAAGCAUAUGUGUUGGUGACAUCUCUAACCCCUUUGCGUGCAUUCAUUCAUUCAACUGGCACGGUUUGGAAUCCACCAAAGAGAAAACGCUUCACUGUCAAGUUGCAAACAUUUUUUGAGACAUUCCUGACAGCCAGUUCACCUCUUCAGGCUUUUGAUAAUAUGAAGGAAGCAAUUAGCAAACUCCUCCUAGCAGCUGAAGUAUUCAGUGAAACAUCUACUCUGGGACCAAAGGCCUUCAACAGAUGCAGAUUAUGUUUUCAGCUGUUGACUUUCGAUAUUGGUUACCGCAAGUUCAGGUACCCUGUUGUGCUCCAGGUGCAUGAGCAUUUAAAUUUUCAAGAUGAUGAUAAUGCAGAUUAUGAGGACCAAAACACAACGGAAUUCCUUUUACAAGAUACUUUCAAUUUUCUCUUCUCUAAUGAAUCUUCACUUCUGAUAUCUUCAGAAAUAUUUCAGGGACUUUAUACAUCAGGUGUUUUUAAGGGCGAAAACUAUCAGAAGGAACCAAAUCAAUGCCUGUCUUUAGAGGAGAUGCACUCAAUUAUGACUUUCAUAAAGGAACUUGGGAGUCUGGGGCCAUUCCAACUGCUCUUCCCAUCUACGGCUCCUGGGAUUCAAUCUUUGAUGCAUGAAUUUUAUGCUAUGGCAGAUCCUAUAGGACAGCCUGGUUCUGUCCUGACUCAGUACUGGUCUCUUUUAAAUGUAUUUGAACAAUUUCAGCUCCUGAAUAAAAAGGCACAGCUACAUCCACUGGAAUGGAAUCCUUUCACAGAGGAUGAGAACAUUGAAAAACCACAAGUGCCAUUUGAUGCAAUUGAGAACAAAAAAGCUUCUGUUCUACAAAUUAUAAAUGAAACCAAAGAAGUUCAUUGCAGUAAUGAUGACACACAAUGUUAUAUCAAACAGAUUCUCACACAUCCACAUUUGGAACUGAAUCCUGAAUUUAAUCCGGAGAUCAAAGAUUAUUACUCUGAAGUCCCGUUUGACGUGGUAACAGUGACAAUCGGAGCAGAGACUUCUAAGUGUCAGUGCAAGGUGUACCUGCACGAUCGAGCAGGAACAAGCUUUGCCAACUACCCUUUGGGUUUGGGAAUGAACCAAAUCUCAAUGUUUGUGGCAGAUGAGUCUCCAGCACAGGGUGAGACCCUGAUCACGUACAAACUCACCAUCUACAGAGAGGAUCGUCCAAGUCUGCCCUUGUUUGAGGACUUCUCAGCAUGCGGUUUUGUGCAGGAUUGCGGUUUGCUGAUUCACCCAGAGGAAGCCUGUGGGUUACAGCCUAUUUCCUCUGACUACAUUGAAGCUAUUUCACAGCCUGAACUAAAGAUCUGUCCAUCUGGGGACACAAAAGGCCAAUGGAUCGUUCCUUGCCUUAGCUGUUCAGACAACAGGACCUGUGACUGGAGAGAGAUAACGUGGCAGCCUCAGAACUGCCAAUAUGGUGUCUUAACCAAGCCUCAGCUCCAGCGAUGCCUGGGGGGAAGGAAGAUUCUUUUCAUUGGAGAUUCAACCAACAGAGGAAUAAUGUACUAUCUGAUUGAGAGACUGAAUGAAACCUUGCAAGAAUGGCAGAAGGUGCAUGGCACAAAAUUCUACCACAAUGUCAAUGGUGGGAAGACUUUGAUCAGUUAUUCCUACUAUCCCCAGUUCUGGAUAAGCCCUUCAUUGAGACCAACAUUUGAAAAAGCACUUGAACAUCUCUUGCAAAGAUCACGUCCCCUGGAGAAUACAGGCCAGACGGUAUUGGUCGUUGGUGGUGUUCAGUGGCUUAAUUCCAAUCACUUGCAAAUUAUUCACAAGGUUUUGAAAAGGGAAAAUUUACUCAAUAUCCUUGUGAUCAUCAAAACUUUGGGAAUUGGAUUUCAUCUCCCAGUAGACGGACUGCAUUUCUUGACACAGAGUGAAGUUCAGAACUUAUGGAAAGAAAAUGUGAUUAUUCUGGAUGCUGCAAAAACAUAUGGCUAUGAAGUGGUUGACACAUUUACUAUAACGAUGGGGCGGUACAAGGAGUUUUUGCAGGGGACGUGUGGAUGUCAUUUCCAUGAGUCCAGAGUGAUUGAUAAGGAGACGCCAGGGUUGCCUUGCCACGGCUUCCAAGUGCACACGUGGAUAGCGUUACAGUGGUCACUGACAUGCCCUAUACUACCCCCCCUCCAACUGCUGUGUCACUGCAGAACUUGUCCUUCCUCAGAAUACAGUCCCCAGCAUUUGUGUCACAGGUAUCCUGCCUCUGGCUUCUGUGAAGGCUCUUCAUCUGCCGACCCAUCUGUUCCGAAGACUUACAAUACUACGUUUCAUAGUAGGUGGCAGAACGGAUGA
Suricata suricatta (meerkat) is the source of this 3307-nucleotide messenger RNA. RefSeq names its product cadherin like and PC-esterase domain containing 1 (gene CPED1). The transcript is spliced from 22 exons. The coding region runs from base 170 to 3307 and encodes 1045 amino acids. NCBI's taxonomy places the organism in Eukaryota, Metazoa, Chordata, Mammalia, Carnivora, Herpestidae. The record is from RefSeq and is a predicted model, not a curated record.